CGCCGGGGGAAGAGCGGGCGGGCCUGUUCCCGGGGGGCGUGUGGGACUGGCGGCCGACCGCUGCCCCUGCCGCCACCAACAUGGAGAGUUUGUACCGAGUCCCGUUCUUAGUGCUCGAAUGUCCCAACCUGAAGCUGAAGAAGCCGCCCUGGGUGCAUAUGCCGUCGGCCAUGACGGUGUACGCUCUGGUGGUGGUGUCUUACUUCCUCAUCACUGGAGGAAUCAUUUAUGAUGUUAUCGUCGAACCUCCAAGUGUCGGCUCCAUGACUGAUGAACAUGGGCAUCAGAGACCAGUAGCUUUCUUGGCCUACAGAGUAAAUGGACAAUAUAUUAUGGAAGGACUCGCAUCCAGCUUCCUGUUUACAAUGGGAGGUUUAGGUUUCAUAAUCCUGGACCGAUCCAAUGCACCAAACAUUCCCAAGCUCAAUAGAUUUCUCCUUUUAUUCAUUGGAUUCGUCUGUGUCCUAUUGAGUUUUUUCAUGGCUAGAGUAUUCAUGAGAAUGAAACUGCCGGGCUAUCUGAUGGGUUAGAGUGCCUUUUGAGAAGAAAUCAGUGGAUACUGAAUUUGCUCCUGUUAAUGAAGUUUUAAAGGCUGUACCAGUCCUCUGAUAUGAAAUAUGGAAAAGGAUGAAAAGCAGCAGAAAAGAACAUCUAGUGAAAACAUAGGAAAUGUAUUAUAGCUUGGACUAGAGUGUCUUCUUGGUAUCAGAGACAAGCUUAUCAGUAUUUUUUCCUGCUGGCCUAUACUGACAUACCAACGAUGUUAAGUGGCAUUUUCUUCUUCUUUUUUUUAUUUCUUAAAGAAAAUAUACUUCAUUUCUACAACUAUAA
This is a messenger RNA of Eubalaena glacialis (North Atlantic right whale), 831 nucleotides long. RefSeq names its product oligosaccharyltransferase complex non-catalytic subunit (gene OSTC). The record is from RefSeq and is a predicted model, not a curated record. NCBI's taxonomy places the organism in Eukaryota, Metazoa, Chordata, Mammalia, Artiodactyla, Balaenidae. The transcript has 4 exons. The coding region runs from base 81 to 530 and encodes 149 amino acids. Gene Ontology annotation, cellular component: oligosaccharyltransferase complex.